Molecule: messenger RNA, 450 nt
Organism: Quercus lobata
Lineage: Eukaryota; Viridiplantae; Streptophyta; Magnoliopsida; Fagales; Fagaceae
Product: stemmadenine O-acetyltransferase-like
Exons: 1
Coding region: 1-450 (149 amino acids)
Source: RefSeq, a predicted model, not a curated record
AUGGAUCCGCCAUUGCCUAGAAAUUCUUUUGGAAAUAUCUUCCGACUUGCAACAGUCCUUCUGUCUAGUGAAGAGAGGAAUGGCCUUGUGGGCAAAGUGAGAGCCGCGAUAAGAAAAAUUGACAAUGAGUAUGUGAAAAAAUUACAAGACCACGCUCAACACUUGAAUUUUCUCAAAGAGGCUAGUGGAAAAGUCAUGAAAGAAGAUAUAGUUCCAUUCAAUUUCAGUAGUUGGUGCAAGUUCCCCAUGUAUGAAGUGGAUUUUGGUUGGGGAAAUCCCAUGUGGAUUGGUCUGGUUAGCUUGCCUUUCAAGAACGUAGUUAUAUUUAUAGACACCAAAAGUGCGGAUGGAAUAGAGGCAUGGGUUAACUUGAAAGAGGAAGACAUGGCUAAAUUUGAAAGUGACACAGAGCUCCUUGCAUAUGCUUCCACCACAACCUUAAAUGCUUAA